This is a messenger RNA of Fusarium redolens, 441 nucleotides long. RefSeq lists its product as uncharacterized. Lineage: Eukaryota; Fungi; Ascomycota; Sordariomycetes; Hypocreales; Nectriaceae. The transcript has a single exon. The record is from RefSeq and is a predicted model, not a curated record. The coding region runs from base 1 to 441 and encodes 146 amino acids.
AUGUCUUUCGACUGCGGCUUCGACAUCUUCCCCGCCCUCCCCCCAACACCCGAGAACAAAAUCCGCUACACCGAAUUCCUCGACGACAUAACCACCGUCUACAAAACCGACGAAGAAUCCCGCUUCCUCGUCCUCCCAACCGACACCGACUUCCCCAGUUUCCUCGACAAGCACUUCAUCCACUUCGUGCUCACCAACAACCCGCGAAUCCCCGCCAACCCCAACAACUGCGACCUAUUCCUCAGCCUGCGCACCUCGAGCGUCUUCAAGGCCGGAACGCUAGACCACAUGAAGGAAAUAGCCGGCAUUGCGCGACACCAUUUUGGAAGCCGCGUGCACUUCUGGGAGAAUCAGAGCGAUAUCUACACGCGGGGAGAGGUCAACCGGGCGGAGUGGGAGGUCUUGAGGAGAAAGGAUGCGAUGGGUGCCUCGGACUCGUAG